UACUGUUGCGCCGGAGACGAUUUUGAUCCCUCCCCAAUCGCCUCCAUCUCUAUUCUCGUUCUCAACUCUGAACUUCCCUCUCUCUGUCUCUGCAACUGCAAACUACAAAACCUACAAGAAUUAGAAGUUCAAAACCCAUAUACUUCAGUUUAUCUAUCUGUCUGCGAGAAUCAAAAUUCCAAAACCUAUUACGUAUAUCAAAACCCAUUUCGGCAUAUUAUUUCAGAUUGUUCAAAAAUUCAAAACCCAUAUCCUUCAGUUUCCAUCGCCCGCUGUUCCAGUUCGGGUUCGCCGUUCGCAAGCUUCAGCCGCUGUCUCUCAACUCUCAAGCUUGCCCCCUAUCUCUCUGCAACUGCUAACUUAGAACUUUCAAUUAUGAAGGAUAUCAGAAGAAGUCCGAGGACUUUCGCAAUGCAUAUAUCAGACUAUGAGAUUGAGGAUGUAGGAAGUGAUGGUGAUGGUGAUGGGGAGGCUCGUGAGCAAUUUCUGGUUUGGGGUAGACGAUUUGCUUGUGAUGAACUUUACAUAAGUGACAGCGAUAAUUCUGGAGAUGAGUCAGCUCUUGAAACCCAAUAUCAUUUGAUGGACAAAGUGGUGGGACCAGUAGAAGGAGCAUUAUUAGAACUAACUUAUGAGUAUCAGAUUAGUAUUACGGAGGAAAUUAGAAACCAAAUUUUAGCAUUGGAGACAGAUCUGAUGAGUGAAAACGAGAAGUUUAUCUCUGCACUUGCUCGAGUUGAGAAACAUACUGAAGCAAGGCGCGACAUGGACAGGAAACUUGAUAUGCAGUAUGAACGCAAGAUUGCAGAAGCACUUGAUAAUCACUUGACUGCUAUUCAGAGGGUCCAUGAACACAGAUCCCAGAUCAAAGAAAGGAGAAUAAGAGAUGAUGCAGUUUUCGAAGAGUCAAAAAGGAUGGAAAAGGCUCUUCAGGAAGAGAAACUGCGACAAGAAAAAAUCAGAGCAGAAGCAGAGGCAAGACUUGAGGCUGAAAAGAAGAGAGCUGAAGAAGCCAAAGCAGCAGCUUUGGAAGCUGAAAGGAGAGCAGCAAAAGAAGCUGCAGAAAAGGUUGCUACUGAAAAUUUAAGAAGGGCUAGUGCUGCUGUAGUGCCUCUAAAAGAAGCUGAUGGGCUCCAAACGGGAUCUGGAUCCAAUAUAAUGCAGAAAGCAACAUCAGCAGGAAAUGUAUUCAAGGGUGCAGCACGUGCUUUAGAGUUAGAGGAAAGAAGACUACAGAUCUACAAUGAAGUAGCUGCACAAAAGAAGGCACUCGGAUUGGGUUCUAAUAAGGAUUAUCGCAGUCAUGGGAUGCAAAUAGCUAGACGGAUCAAAACAAUAAGUGGGUCAAAGGAAAAUGUUAGAGCAAAAACAGAUGAAUUAAUUAAGAUCUUCAUAGAUUCACCUUGGCCUCAGACUACCAGUGUUGCAAUGUUCGCGGAGCAGGUCCCACUUCUUAUGGAUCUUUUGCUUGCUGAGUUGAAUAGAGUUUGCAUCUUUAUCGUUCCAAAGUACAUAAAUAACUCAGAGUCAGAAUUUGAUGGAGGAGAAACUUACAAGAAAGCCAUUGGUUUUCAAGAGGAAGAUGGAAAGAUUGAAAGCAAAGACAGUUACUUAAAGCGGAUGGAAUCAUAUAUGAAAUUAUACGGAGCUCUUGUUCAGGCAUAAGCUGGGGGCGUCCAAAAUUUGGUCUGGAAGAAGGUUGGGCAUGGGUUGCAAGAUUCUUGAAUGCUCUCCCUGCAAAUCUAUACACUGGAAUCGCACUGCAUGCGUUCCUCCAA
Molecule: messenger RNA, 1778 nt
Organism: Cornus florida
Lineage: Eukaryota; Viridiplantae; Streptophyta; Magnoliopsida; Cornales; Cornaceae
Product: mRNA export factor GLE1-like
Exons: 12
Coding region: 376-1665 (429 amino acids)
Biological process (GO): poly(A)+ mRNA export from nucleus; regulation of translational initiation; regulation of translational termination
Cellular component (GO): nuclear pore cytoplasmic filaments; cytoplasm; nuclear pore
Molecular function (GO): translation initiation factor binding; phospholipid binding; inositol hexakisphosphate binding
Source: RefSeq, a predicted model, not a curated record